Molecule: messenger RNA, 3656 nt
Organism: Homo sapiens (human)
Lineage: Eukaryota; Metazoa; Chordata; Mammalia; Primates; Hominidae
Gene: XKR9
Product: XK related 9
Exons: 5
Coding region: 1017-2138 (373 amino acids)
Cellular component (GO): membrane; plasma membrane
Source: RefSeq, a predicted model, not a curated record
AGAGGUCACGUGACGCCGCGCGGGCUGCGCGGGCAGUGGUGGGAAGGCUGGCGCGAGGCGUGAGGUGGCGUGAGGCGAAGCUGGAAUCUGCCUCUGUCACGGGGGCUGGUGCCUCACGGGUUUGUGUCCUAGACAGGCGAGUGGAUCCAAGUGGGCGAGAGACAUUUUAAUCUGGAAGAGUCUUGUGAUUUGGGAGACAGGUUUGGUAACCGUUCGUUAUUCAGUAAUAAAUGUCAGGAAGGAUUGCCAGAUUUUUAGGCAGUGGCUCUGUGUGUGUGUGUGUGUGUGUGUGUGUGUGUGUAGUAGUAGUAGUAGUAGCCUGUUCAUUUUUUUUUUUUUUUUUUUUGAGACGAAGUCUCGGUCUGUCGCCCAGGCUGGAGUGCAGUGGCGCGAUCUCGGCUCACUGCAAGCCCCGCCUCCCGGGUUCACGCCAUCCUCCUGCCUCGGCCUCCCGAGUAGCUGGGACUAUAGGCGUCCGCCACCACGCCCGGCUAAUUUUUUGUAUUUUUAGUAGAGACCGGGUUUCAUUGUGUUAGCCAGGAAGGUCUUGAUCUCCUGACCUCGUGAUCCGCCCGCCUCGGCCUCCCAAAGUGCUGGGAUUACAGGCGUGAGCUACCACGCCGGGCCAGCCUGUUCAUCUUUUAUAAUAAAUAGUGUGAAGAAGAAGUAAAAUAUUCACAAGAUGAAGAUUUUUCCAGAAGGGACUUUGAGUCAAAGAUGGCUUUUUAUAUUUGACAAGUCUUGUCAUCUGUAAUGAAGAUCAUUGUGAAACAGAAGAUUGAUUAAAGCCUUGUAACAUUGGACCUAGAUUAGAGAUUUAGAAAAGAAAGUCAAAAUUAGUCACUUUAGUGUUAGUGUUCCCAUUUCAUAAUAUUUAUUCUUUCUUCUAAAUAGAUUUAGGGAGUAGAAAUUAAAAUUCAAUGCUAUACCAAAGGGUAUACUAAUAUUUGUUUGGCUUUUUUUCCCUUUUUGUGAGGGAGAAAAAAGUAGAUAACGAAAAGCUAUAGUCAUUCGUAAUGAAAUAUACUAAACAGAAUUUUAUGAUGUCAGUUCUUGGCAUUAUAAUCUACGUAACUGAUUUAAUUGUGGACAUAUGGGUAUCUGUCAGAUUUUUCCAUGAAGGACAGUAUGUUUUUAGUGCUUUAGCGUUAAGCUUUAUGCUUUUUGGAACACUUGUGGCUCAGUGUUUUAGUUAUUCUUGGUUCAAGGCUGAUUUAAAGAAAGCAGGCCAAGAAAGUCAGCAUUGUUUUCUUCUACUUCAUUGCUUGCAAGGAGGAGUUUUUACAAGGUAUUGGUUUGCCUUAAAAAGGGGUUACCAUGCAGCUUUUAAAUAUGACAGCAAUACUAGUAACUUCGUGGAAGAACAAAUUGAUCUACAUAAAGAAGUUAUAGAUAGAGUGACUGAUUUGAGCAUGCUCAGACUAUUUGAGACCUACCUGGAAGGCUGCCCACAACUUAUUCUUCAACUCUACAUUCUUCUGGAGCAUGGACAAGCGAAUUUCAGUCAGUAUGCGGCCAUCAUGGUCUCUUGCUGUGCUAUUUCUUGGUCAACUGUUGAUUAUCAAGUAGCUUUAAGAAAAUCCUUGCCUGACAAAAAGCUUCUUAAUGGAUUAUGUCCCAAAAUCACAUAUCUCUUUUACAAGUUGUUUACAUUAUUAUCGUGGAUGCUGAGUGUUGUACUUCUACUAUUCUUAAAUGUUAAGAUUGCUUUAUUUCUGUUGUUAUUUCUUUGGUUGUUAGGUAUAAUAUGGGCAUUUAAAAACAACACCCAGUUUUGUACUUGUAUAAGUAUGGAAUUCUUAUAUAGGAUUGUUGUUGGAUUCAUUCUUAUCUUUACAUUUUUUAAUAUUAAGGGACAGAAUACCAAGUGUCCAAUGUCUUGUUAUUAUAUUGUUAGGGUACUGGGCACUUUGGGGAUAUUGACUGUAUUCUGGGUUUGCCCCCUCACUAUUUUUAAUCCAGACUAUUUUAUACCUAUCAGUAUAACUAUAGUUCUUACUCUUCUUCUUGGAAUUCUUUUUCUUAUUGUUUAUUAUGGGAGUUUUCACCCAAACAGAAGUGCAGAAACAAAAUGUGAUGAAAUUGAUGGAAAACCAGUUCUAAGAGAAUGUAGAAUGAGAUAUUUCCUAAUGGAAUAAGCUAUUCAUUUAUGAUAUAUAUUUUCUUAUAUUUUGUUUCAUUGGUUAGUAAAGAAAAUGUGUGUUAUGUGGGUGUGUUGUCUCUUAUUUUUGCCACCUUUAAUUUGAAAUUAGUUCAGUGAAAUAGGAGAUACAUAGUAGUAUUUUAUUUUUAAAAUUAAUUUCUCAUUUGGUUUUGAAGAUCUUGAGUACUCAGAUAUCUUUCUACUGCCUGGUAGAGCUGCCAUCUUGAGCCUGAAAUAUAAGAAAUGGUCUGGUUUUCAUAAUGAGAAGGCUGGAAUUGAGCUUCCCUCCCAUUUUCCUUGUUCCUGAACUAAUACUACUGUACCUGUUAUGGAGGACUGCAAAGGGAAGAGAAAAGCAGAACACUGUAUUAUUUUUUCCUUUAUUGUCUUCAGUGCAUAUAUUUGCAGUUGGGGACAGGUUGAGUAGAGGAAAAGGGAAAGAAGGGAAAGCAGAAAACAAAUUUUUAGCAUCUGCUGUGCUUUCAUCCAUGAAAUCUCCAAUUCAGUAAGUGCAAAAGAGAAUUGGUGUGCAUCUGAGAGGUCUGACAUUUCAUUAUUUACUUAUUUCCUAGCUUUUCUGAAUUAAUGCACUCUUAACAUAUAAUUAUAUUAAUCCUAUUUGUGCUAGAAUAGUUGUAUCUAAAUCAUAUUUUAAAAUUAUUUUUAUUUUUAAAAAAUUAUGGUAAAAACAUAUAAAAUUUACCAUCUUAAUCACUUUGAGUGUACAGUUCAUCAGUGUUAACUGUAUUCACCUUGUGCAACAGAUCUCAAGGACUUUUUCACCUUGUAAAACUAAGAUUCUCUAUUUAUUGAACAAAUCCCCAUUUCCUCCUUCCCCAAGUCUCUCUCAACUGAAAUUAUAAUUUUUUGUUUCUAUGAGUUUGAAUACUUUAGAUACCUUGUUGCCAUGGUUUGAAUGUGCCCCCCAGAUUUCAUGUGUGUGAAACUUAAUCUCCAAAUUUGUAUGUUGAUGGCAUUUGGAAGUGGUGGGGACUUUGUUUAUUUAUUUAUUUUUAAUUUUUUAAUUUUAUAUUAUUAUUAUUAUUAUUAUACUUUAAGGUUUAGGGUACAUGUGCACAAUGUGCAGGUUAGUUACAUAUGUAUACAUGUGCCAUGCUGGUGUGCUGCACCCAUUAACUCGUCAUUUAUCAUUAGGUAUAUCUCCUAAAGCUAUCCCUCCCCCCUCCCCCCACCCCACAACAGUCCCCAGAGUGUGAUGAUCCCCUUCCUGUGUCCAUGUGUUCUCAUUGUUCAGUUCCCACCUAUGAGUGAGAAUAUGCAGUGUUUGGUUUUUUGUUCUUGCGAUAGUUUACUGAGAAUGAUGAUUUCCAGCUUCAUCCAUGUCCCUACAAAGGACAUGAACUCAUCAUUUUUUAUGGCUGCAUAGUAUUCCAUGGUGUAUAUGUGCCACAUUUUCUUAAUCCAGUCUAUUGUUGUUGGACAUUUGGGUUGGUUCCAAGUCUUUGCUAUUGUGAAUAGUGCUGCAAUAAACAUACGUGUGCAUGUGUCUUUA